This is a messenger RNA of Biomphalaria glabrata, 6751 nucleotides long. Its product is annotated as SRSF protein kinase 3-like. The record is from RefSeq and is a predicted model, not a curated record. The transcript is spliced from 13 exons. Lineage: Eukaryota; Metazoa; Mollusca; Gastropoda; Planorbidae. Bases 138 to 2780 code for a protein of 880 amino acids. Gene Ontology annotation, biological process: regulation of mRNA processing; protein phosphorylation; spliceosomal complex assembly. Gene Ontology annotation, molecular function: protein kinase activity; ATP binding.
GAUGUGAAACGUUGUUAGUGGCUAGAAUGUCUGGCUAGAAUGGACUAACGUGUGGCACUAGUGUCUGAAAGGAAAUGUGAAUUCGCCUGAGAUUAUUCUAACAUUUCUAUUGGACGAAGGAGAAGGCGGACUUCUCGAUGCCAUCCAGUGAAACAGUGCUUACCCCUACUACCAACCACUCGUGGACUUGCUUGUGCAUUAGUCUAUUUCGUGACACGGAGUCCACGCAGAACAUGGUGUCCACCACCAAAGUGGAUAACACGUCGACAGGCAGUUGUCCUGACUUUGACCCUCUGGUGGACGCUCGUCAGGAAUCUGUGCUCCUCAAUGACGCCAACGCGAACACGGACUCGGAGACCAGCGCGUGUGUGAAACAGAUGAAUGAAAUUAGAUUGCGUCCCAAGGACGUCAACUCUAAUGCUACAUCCCUCGAAAAAAUAUCGAUCAGCCCCUGUGAUAAAACUCCGAGCAAAUCGCCUAUGUCAUGUGACUUACCCUGGACGCCCAUUGAUAAGAACGAGGCAGAGGCGCAUUCCUCUGUUGCUAAUGACAAUGAGAAUGUAUUGAACUCUCUGGCCGUAACAGUGUUAUCUGAGACUGAGUCAGACCCUAAAAAGAAUCAUGAGCCACGUUAUGAUGAAGAGGAAGAUGAAGAAGAAGAAAUUCUGGGUUCAGAUGAUGAUGAACAGGAGGAUCCUCGAGACUAUUGUAAAGGAGGGUACCACCCAGUGAAGAUUGGAGAUUUGCUCAAUAAUCGCUAUCACAUAGUCCGUAAACUGGGCUGGGGCCACUUCUCAACUGUCUGGCUCAGCUGGGAUCUUGUGUGCAAGCGUUUUGUGGCUCUCAAAGUUGUCAAAAGUGCUCAACAUUACACAGAGACAGCUUUAGAUGAAAUUAAACUCUUGAAAUGUGUCAGAGAAGCAGAUGAAACCGACCCACAUAGAGAAAAAGCUGUUCAGUUGCUUGAUGACUUUAAAAUCUCUGGAGUCAAUGGAACCCAUGUUUGCAUGGUCUUUGAAGUAUUAGGCAACAAUCUCCUGAAACUAAUUAUUCGUUCAAAUUAUCAAGGUAUUCCUCUGCAUAAUGUAAAGCUGAUCAUAAAACAGGUUUUAGAGGGCUUGGACUACCUCCAUACAAAAUGUAAAAUAAUACACACAGAUAUCAAGCCAGAGAAUAUACUUAUGUGUGUUGAUGAAGGUCACAUCAGAAAACUUGCCGCUGAUGCAAUAGAAUUUCAAAGGCUUGGUCUCAAGUUGCCAGGCUCAGCAGUGAGCACAGCACCUAAGGAAAAACCUGUGGAUGUUUCUAAAAUGUCCAAAAAUAAAAAGAAGAAAAUGAAGAAAAAGCAGAAGAAACAAGAACAGCUCAUUCAGAUGCAGAUGAAACAAUUGGAGGAGCUUGACCGAGAGAAAGGAGGUGACAAGCGACCGGGCAGUAAAAUGCUAAAUAGUAUCAGCACCACAAGUUUACAAAGUAUGGAAGCCGAGUCAUGCAGCAAUAGCACAAAGAGUAUUAUUGCCAACAAUGCAGGUGGUGGAGGGGACCAUAGUACAAAACUUACCAAUGGUCAGCGAAAGUCUCUUUUAUUAGAAGGAGAAAACAACAAUGCAGUAGUGACAGGAAACAAACUACAGAGUGGUCAGUCAAACUCAUUGGAAAACAAGAAAAAUGAGGCCAAAACUGAAAACUGUGAAAACAAUAGCAGUCUUUCAUGUAAGACUAAUGUCAUUGACACAGAAGAGGAAGAAUCCUCCAGUCUAAACAAAUCUUCAGGCUCUGACAGUCAAGCCUCCGGCAUUGCCAAACUCAAUGUGACUGGUGAUUCUAACAACGAUGGCAAUAACCAGCUCAUGUGUGUAAACAACAAUAGUCCCGCUGAUACAAAUACUGACAAUCAAACCAGCAAUGCUGUAGUAACCUCAGCACCGUCUAACUAUUCAGAACCUUUAUAUAAUGGACAUGCCUCAGAAUUCUCUAGGGACUCUUCUAGCAUGGAGGCAGAAUAUUCUAGGAAAGCUGAUCAAGAAGAGUCUCAAAACAACAGCAGAAAUAAUAUUCCUAUUUCUGAUAUUCAGUGCCCUGAGUCUGGUAUAGUUAUCGGUGCAGGAGAGUGCCUAGUGGACCAUGAUGGAUUAUGUGAACUGGAUGGACAACGUCUUGUGAAUAGUGUUUCUGUGGAAUCCUGUGAUGGUGAAAUAGAAGAUAUGCAAACUGAAGGACCUGAUGAGCAAAUAUUGCCUUGUAGAAAGCCAGACCCUGUGCAAGAGAUCUGUGAUGAAUUUCCUGUAAAAAUUGCUGAUCUUGGCAAUGCUUGCUGGACAUACCACCAGUUUACAGAAGAUAUACAGACACGCCAAUAUAGGUGUCUGGAAGUCUUAAUUGGAGCAGGUUAUGACACUCCUGCUGAUAUAUGGAGUACAGCUUGCAUGGCGUUUGAGCUAGCUACAGGAGACUAUCUUUUUGAACCUCAUAGUGGGGAAGACUACACCAGAGAUGAAGACCAUUUAGCACACAUCAUUGAACUGGUGGGACCUAUUCCCAGAAAUAUAGCUUUGAGUGGAAAAUAUUCAAGAGAAUUUUUUAAUAGAAAAGGUGAACUAAGGCAUAUUAGCAAGCUGAAACCUUGGGGUCUUGUGGAGGUACUCACAGAGAAAUACGAAUGGUCAGAGAAGGAGGCCAGAGAGUUCAGUGAAUUCCUUCUCCCAAUGUUGGUAUUUGAUCCUGCUGAAAGGGCUACCGCAGCUGAGUGUUUAAAGCACCCUUGGUUACAGGAAGUAUGACCAUUAGCCUUUCGUGGCUAGGGAUUUUGCCAAUAUGGUCGCUUUUUGUUGUUGUUUUUUUUCUUCUAGAGACAUUCAUCGCUCACAACUCAAAACAGCCGCACACAAAACUCAUCUAAUUCACUGGAACUCUGAAAGAAAAAAAAAAAGGACUUUAAACAUUAAGGAUGCGUAACUCAACAACUCUGUUGUUUUGGCUGUCUUGUUGCACUGGUAUACACUACCCUGGUGUCCCAUGAUUUUUGUCUAGUAUUGCCCGGGAAUAAUUUAUUUAUUUUUAUGUUUCUGAAUGCUGCCUUUUUUUUUUUUCAUAUUUACAGCCUGUCUGUUGACACAUGUAUGAUUUUAAUGUCCCUUCAGUGGUAUUAGGACAAAUGUUUACUGGCAUAGUCCAAUGGUUUCAUACCAUUCAAUGUCAUCAGAUGAAACAAAUAACAUAGUUGCAGUAGGGUUCAAUGUGAAUAGCUCUGAGAAAGUUGUAUAUUUUUUUUAGUCUACAUACAUUCUGUAACUGUAAGGACAGCUUAAAUCUUUACCUGAAUUUUUUUUUUUUAUUUAACAAAAUAAAAAUGUUCUCAAAUGAAGAUUAAAACUAGGAGUAGCUUGACAUAUUUCAAUAUGAUUUAGUAUAUUUUUUUUUACUGUUAAUAUUUUUUUAACCUGAUUAUUUGUCAACAGUGUGUGUUCUCUAGUACUGGUAUUAAGAAAGUUUAUUAAAUAUUUUUUUUUUAAUGAUUACUUAUAAGUUAAAUAUUUAUGCUGUCCUUUAAUUGAAAUAUUAAUUGGUGGUAAAAUGUUACCAUUACCAGGACUAAGUAUUUUUGUUGUUUUUUUUGCUAACGUGAAUUUCAAGUUAACAUCAUUGUAACUAAAUGCCUUGACAGUACCAUCUUGUUGACGACGCUAGAAUGUAGGAGAAAUAUAGAGAACAAAAUUAGUUGUUGUUUUUUUUUUACUGUAACAUCAAAUAGUUUUAAAAAAUAGUUGCAUAUUUCAUUUUUAAAACAGGCUUUUGUUAAAUUUCAGAUUUAUAUUAUUUAGUAAUAGUAGCAUAUUAUAAACAUGAGUAUACAGCCAUAAAUACAAGCUUAAUGGGUAGUUUUUAGCUAUUUUUUUGUGUUUUCUUUUUAAGUCUGAUGCCAAAAAUCUUAUCAUAGACCUGUCACUAAAGGAGAAAAAGAAAUGCAAUCAAAUAUCAACAGUUGGAAGAAAAUAUAUAAUGAUUUACUAAUUGGAUCUAAUUUAAGACAUUGAAUUUUGUGUAAUAAAGAUUGCCACAAUUCAAUUUGAAUAAAACUAACAUAGUACUCUGCAAUUUCUUGUUACUUAUUUGUGUAAAAUGAAGGACCAAAUUUGAUAUUUAGUUGAAUUUUUGGAUUGGUCUUUUUCAGUGUUAUUAAUUCUGAUUGUUACAAUUUUAAUAACAUCUUAAUUUAAUUAUUUUUUUUUUGCUUUUGUAUUGUCUUGAUGGUUUUUCCUUUCAAAUUAUUGUAUUUUGAUAAAAUAAGAUUUUAAAAUUGUAUGAUAUAUAUAAAUAACUUAUAUCACAAAAAUUUUAAUAGUAUAAUUUUAACAUUUCUUCUCGUAAGUAAUAUCACUUGUAAUUUGGUGGUCCCUGAGUUCUAAUUAGCAUCUGUCUUAACAAAAAUGAAAGGGAGCAACAGUAUCAUUCCUGUUUUCUAUUUCCUGUUAGUCUAAAAUCAGUCUUUUCUUUGCUUACAGUCACAAGUAGAAUGUCUCAAAAAUAACAAUUAUUUAUUUGUGUUUUCAAUUAACUUCGUAAAGAUCACAUUCUAAAAUGUUGUGUUUCGAUGUGGGGCCUUCAUGGUCUCUCUUUUUAAAGAAUUGCUUUUGUGUUGUUUAUUUUGUAAGUUAGAUUAGUGGAUAAAAUAUUCUUGCUCAUUGUGCAAUCUAAGACAAACGCUUGAUAUUUUAAAAUUUUCACUAUUGGGAAUAGAUUGGGUUUCUUUAGUAUUCCUAUGUAGUUUGAGGUUUGUCAAGGCUAGGCCAGCAGUAAGGUAAUAUCUCAAUAAGGAUUUUUUUUAUCUUGUAGUUUUAAUUUGUUAACUGCCUGAAGAUUUAAGGGUCCAUUCUUAGGUAACCCCCAUAUUUUAUUAUGGUAUUUGAAACUAUAUACUUGCUUAUUAGACACGGGACACUAUUCACUUAGUUCAUUCCAAGUGUAGUCACUUUUAUUCUUUUUGUAGGUACAGUAGGUCUCUGCUUAAUGGUGCUUCUAUCUUUAUUGGUGAAUGUAUUCAAAUGAUUCUGUUUGAAUGAAAACAAUGCUGUUAAUGAUAAUAUUACCUUUUCAUUUUUUUAAGCUUUCUUCAAGUUUCUUUCAACAUGCCUGUUAAACUUUCAGACUAUUUUUUUUAAAAGAUUAUUUUUAUUUAAGCCAAAAAAAAAAUUUCAUGAAUACUUUUUUGUUCAAAUGUUAACAAACUGUCAGAUAGUUGGACCACUAAAUUGUCUGUUUCCAUUCACAGUUUUUGUUUCAUUUGGACUUUUCAGCUUACACUUUGAUUUAACUUAUUUUUUUUUUUUUAGACAGUUGCAUCCCAUUUUAAUUUGAACAUUUUCUCCACAUUUUUAAGCCAAAAAAAAAAUCAUAAAAAUAUAACUAAGUAUUGAGAUGAUUAUGCAAUUGUUGUUUGUACAAUGACUUAUUGAAAUCAUGCUUUAACAUGUUUCUGCUAGAGGAUGUAGAUCCCUUUUUUUAUAAGAUGGCACAGGAAGUAAUGGGCCUUUUGGUUAACUGAUGUUUGUACUCCACAUGACAUCAUUCAUUUGACAUAUCAUCCUGUCACACAUAACCACCAUUCAUUCAGCUUGUACAGAUUUUGUAUUGUGUAUGUAUAUUGGCUAGCCUUGAUGUGAACAUAAUUGUAAGAAUUAUCUCCCAUGUAAUGAAACACUAUUACCAUUACCAGUUGUAGUAGCUAACACUUGGGGAUGACUGUGGUGAACUAGUUCUAGUGGUGACUGAAAUGAUGAGCAAGGGUGAACGUGAAUGAAAGAGGUUUCAAGUAUUUACAUUGUACCAGUAUCACAGAAACAUAUUUUUAGAAUCUUUUGUAUUGACUUGGAUUUGUAUAGCUUUAUAAUUAACCUAGUCUAGGAAGGAUAGUCUCUAGAAAGUGUGUGUCACUCAGCUGGAAUGUGUGUUGGUUCUCAUUCUGUAUUUGCAAAUGUUGUUAUGUACACAGAGUGUGUGGUAUUUCUCAUUCAGGCUAAACAGUCUGUACUUGAGCUAGACUGUUGGUUUGUGAGUCUCAUUGUGUGGACAGUAAACAAAAAACUCCCAGGGACAACUUUGUUGCUUUGUCAGCCAGGAGCAUACUACACAUUUCUUUCUCAUCUUGGUUAACAUCAAAUAGGAGAAAAAAAAUCUAAAGAAUUGUUGUUAAAAGCAACUCAAUAAACUCUUAUUGGAACUAAUUAGAAAAGUGUUGAAAUCAUGAGACUCAAAUGAUAUUCAUUCAAAAUAUUAUUUUUUACUUGAAGUGUGUUGGUCAUAGAGUCAAGGGUAGUUCAUAUCUUUAGAUGGCUGCACCUCUAGUACUGGUUAUUGUCCCAAUUCCCUGUACAGCUAGUUCCAAUAAUUCAAGAAUAACUCUACUUUAUUGUACAAAUUAGGUUCUGAAGGUAGAUCAAAAGUCUCAACACGAUUGUGCAUUGUUAAUGUAGGGUUGGAGUCCCCAAGUCCUCUGUAUGUGCGUGCGUGUGUGUCUGGGGUUGUGCACCUUAUUUGUGUAGGGAAACAUGUUCACCUGUACCUCGUGCUAGUUUCUACUCUGUAUAUUAUUCUAUUCUCUGAUUGUUUUGUUCUGGUGCAGUCAAGAAGUGUUAUUUUAUACCAGUUUCCAGUCAUGUCUCGGUGGGCAAUAUUUCCAUUGUGGUGACAGCUCACCGCAUCCCUCCAGCCUGCUGAUGCUAAGUACUGAAGAAAUAAAUUGAACAAUAAUAAA